UCUCUAGUCUGAACGCAGCAGGUGAGCCGUGAGCAAGGGCAACCCUAGCAAGCGAGUAACAGUGGCGGCCGGCGAGACACCUUGGCGCAGCUGGGACUGUGAAGGCGGGCACAGGGCACCGGAAAGCAGCGGCGGCAGGUUCCUGGCAGUGCGGCACCAUCAAGCAGCUGCCGCAGCACCGCGGGUCGAGGGGAGGACUGAGCGGAGCAGGUACACAUUCCACAUUUCCAAUGACCCACCAACUGAUAAGUCCGAUGCAUAAUUGCAGCUGCGCUAGACGCACAAUCGAGGCGAAUUCGAUUUAAUUCCAGUAUAUGCAUUGAAUAUCACUCCUGUUUUUUUUUUUGUCUGUUCUUAUCUCUUAGAAUAGGGUAGUACUGAAGCACAAGACCUGCCCAAUAGGAGGAAUUGCCUCGUCAUCCUAUUCGUGUCGACAGACUCCAAGUCUCCAAACAUUGUUUAUUCACAUUUAACUUGGUAGGGGGUAUUUAGAUUCCUUAGUAAUGGAACAUAAAAAUGUCAAACACACUUGAAGAGAGAAAAUUCAUUCUAUUUUCGAGUUUUAUAGUUAUCAGAAAGUUAUGGUUACAUCACUCAAUUUGCAAAGUUUGGCAUGCAUAUCGUGACUAGCACAAACUUGUGAGCUAUCAUUGGUAAUUAGUGAAUCAUUCAUCAUUUGGAUAUCAUCAUCGGUGCCUCGUUGUUUUUCCCUUUGCUUCUGUUCUAUUUAUGUAUAAAUUUGGUUUGAACAAGAAAAAUUUAUGUAGGAUCCGUAUGCAUAUCCUGAAUUUUAGUCCUGCGCAUGCUUUCUAUACCACCCCUGCCUCACCACACAAGCACAGAGGACCACACAAACAGCGGGGCAUGGCAUCACCGGCAGGAAGGAGCAGCACCAGCCUCUCCAAGAUUCCAGAGUUCUUGGUGGGCCCUAUCGGGCAACCGAUGCCAGCAGUGGGGCUUGGAACAGCGUCACACCCAUUCGUGGAGGAAGAAGUUAGGGCUGCUGUUCUCACUGCGCUGGAGCUAGGCUACCGCCACAUCGACACUGCGGCACUCUAUGCCUCUGAGCGGGUUGUUGGCAAAGCCAUGGCUGAGGCGGUGCAGCGUGGGAUUGUGGUGUCUAGGGAGGAGCUGUUUGUUACGAGCAAGGUGUGGUGCACGCAGUGCCACCCUGAGCUCAUGCUCCCGUCCCUCAAGGAGAGUUUGCAGAACCUUCAAAUGGAAUAUGUUGAUUUGUACCUGAUUCAUUGGCCCAUGGCUGUAAAGCCUAGUAAGCCCCACUUCCCAAUGAAAAGGGAGGACAUUGUGCCGAUGGACCUGAGUGGUGUAUGGAAGGCUAUGGAGGAAUGCCAUCGGCUUGGCCUUGCUAAAAUGAUUGGUGUCAGCAAUUUCACAACAAAGAAACUGCAGGAGCUGCUUGCCAUUGCAAAAAUACCCCCAGCAAUAAAUCAGGUUGAAUUGAAUCCGACUUGGCAGCAGAAAAAACUAAUUGAUUUCUGCAAAGGUAAGAGUAUUCAGGUGGCUGCUUAUUCUCCCCUGGGAGGCCAAAGAAUACCUAAAAUGAAUCCAGUACGACAAUCUGACAUUCUGGAAGAGAUUGGAAAGGCUAGAGGGAAGUCAGUGGCUCAGAUUUCACUGAGAUGGAUCUACGAGCAAGGCGCAAGCAUGGUGGUGAAGAGCUUGAAAAGAGAGAGGCUUAAGGAGAACAUUGAAAUCUUCGAUUGGGAAUUGAGUGAUGAAGACCGGUUGAAGAUUGCUCAGAUUCCACAGCGCAAGUUGAUCACAGUGCAGAAUCUCCUAUGCCCUGAAGGCAUAUCCAGUGUGGACAUCUCGGAUGUUGAUGUUCUUGAAAUGUAGCAGUGAGCCAGUGACCUCCUAUUUGCGGUGGUGAAGAAUUUAGUGUACAGAGGGUUUGAUAUGUCAGAAGCAGCAGGUAUCUAUUUCACGGUGAAAAGGCGCAAGGAGCUACUUCCUCCGUUCCAAAUUAUAAGUAAUUCCAAGAAUUUUGGAGAGUCAAACCAUCUCAAAGUUUGACUAAAAUUAUAAAUAGAAACGCAAAAAUUUAUGACAUCAAAUAGGUAUACUAUGAAAAUAUAGCUAACAAAGAAUCUAAUGAUACUUAAUUAGUAUCAUAAAUGUUAUUAUUUUGUUAUAUAAAUUUAGUCAAAUUUAAAAAACUGACUCUCCGAGACUCUUUGUGACUUAUAAUUUGGAACGGAGGGAGUAUUGGCGGGGAUUUGGUGCCCACGGGUCACAGGAGAACUUGUUAUGGGGUGGUCAAAGGCGUGAAGAGCUGUCUGCACCAAUUUGAAUGGCAGCAAUUUUGGUGUUCAAGACUCAAAAGAGUCUGGAGCAAAAUUGAACAUACAGGAGACGCGUUUGUACAUUUUGAUUUAUGAACCUGAGCGCAGAUUGAGCUAACAAAAUUGAAAAGAAAUGGAGAUAUUUCCUCUCCAUUUCGUUCCGCCUUUUCCA
Panicum virgatum (switchgrass) is the source of this 2475-nucleotide messenger RNA. Its product is annotated as deoxymugineic acid synthase 1-D-like. NCBI's taxonomy places the organism in Eukaryota, Viridiplantae, Streptophyta, Magnoliopsida, Poales, Poaceae. The coding region runs from base 730 to 1857 and encodes 375 amino acids. The record is from RefSeq and is a predicted model, not a curated record. The transcript has 5 exons. Gene Ontology annotation, cellular component: cytosol. Gene Ontology annotation, molecular function: aldose reductase (NADPH) activity.